Messenger RNA from Daktulosphaira vitifoliae (grape phylloxera), 1842 nucleotides. RefSeq lists its product as uncharacterized. Lineage: Eukaryota; Metazoa; Arthropoda; Insecta; Hemiptera; Phylloxeridae. The record is from RefSeq and is a predicted model, not a curated record. The transcript has 2 exons. Bases 126 to 1799 code for a protein of 557 amino acids.
UAACAAAAGUUUAUGUCGUUCUUUUUCUAUUUCAAUAAAGUAUAAGCAAUAUUAAAAAAGUGUUAUUAAUUAUUUUACUCAAAAAUAUAUAAUACAAUAAAUUUUGUUUCAUAUAAUUGAAAGACAUGUCUAAAAAAAAUAUUUUAUAUGUGUUUUUCUUAUUUUGGCAAUUAAGUCAAGUUUUAGAUAUAUAUUGUGAUCCUCAAAGUGAAGAUUUUAAGAAAUACGUUAUUAAUUCAUUAAAUCACAUCCGUGUUCAAAAUGGAUGGUACUCAAUUCAACAAACAGAAAUUAAACUUGAGAACUUAACAAUUAAUAUCGAAAGCAUCACAGGUGAAAUUAUCGAUGACAAUAACUUUAUACAAAAACUCUACUUUAUAAUUUGUCUGUUAAACUGUGAAUAUACCAAUACAAUGCAAACUUUCAAUGUAAUGUUAAGCUUUAUUAUAAAUAAAUGUGAAAUAAAUAUUUUAAAAAAUCAAAAUAGUGGAUAUAUAUAUUGCACAAAGAUAAUUGUUUAUAUUUUUAAUUUUUCAAUAAAUAUGUUUAAAAAAAUGUUGAAAGCGGCAAAGUAUCUCGAUAAAAUCGACCUACGAAUUAUAGACUCGCCUAUACUUAAUAUUAAAACUGUAGAUAAUGAAAUAAAUUAUUUAUACACACAUGCAUUAGAGUUAAGCAAGUUCUCAACAUUUCAUGCACCUAAUAAUUUUAAUUGGGUCGAAACUUUUGAAAGUAUAAAAGAUUUUAAUAAAAAAACUGAAUUAAUGAUAUCAAAUCUUUACAAACAUAGAAAAGUGUGUGGGACAGAACACGAAAGCUCUAUUUUAAUCAAUUUGUUGAUGAAAUAUAAUAUCGAUCAAAUGGAAAAACUGGUAGAGGACUCUAAGGAUUAUAUUAAUAACAUUUAUAAAGAUCUUGAAUUAUAUAUUUUCAGAAUAAUUGAUAAUUGUUAUUCAAAACUAGGCUUUGAACAACUAAAAGAUACAAAUACCUUCAAACAUAGUUAUUUCAAAAGUAGAAGAUAUGGCGAAAAUGAAGGUAUUGCAUUGUGUAAGCAUUUUAUUUCUCACGCUACUGGUUGGAUGUCAUGGAAACAUAUAGCUGUUAAAACUGAAUUUACAAACGAAAAAUCACUAUAUUUUAAAGACAUUGAACAAAUGGUUGAUAAGAAAAAUUAUUAUUUCGUGCGAUCAUAUCUUGCACUUAUUUUAAGAUGUCGCUAUAUUGAAAUAUUUCAUAAUUUCAAUAUAAUGUUGGGGCAUAUAGUUUAUGCUUGUAAAUAUGAAAAUAAAAUUAAUUGUGCGGUUAAGCUUUAUGAAACACUUAUGGCAUCCGAUGAUAUGUUUAAAAAAAUGUUAAUUGCUCUUAUUACUCUAAGACACUACACAAAAGAUAAAAAAUAUCAACGUCAAGAAUUACUCAUAGAGAGAGCGAUAGAAUUUUUUAUGGAUUAUUUGAAUGAUGUUAGAAAAAAGUAUUUUUCCCCAUUGUUAUUUACUAAUGAUGGAUUUUUUGAAGCUUUGACGUUUCUUGAAAACGUAGCUAAAGUUCAAUCUAAAGAUUUACAGACGAAAUUAAAUCACGUAAUUGAGUUUAACAUGAAAUAUUGCAUAAUUAAUAAAUGUGAAUCAGAUAUAGACUUAAUUACAACAUUUGAACUAUUGCUUCAAACCAAUACCUUAACAGAAUAUAGUACUAUUUAUCAAUCUUUGUGUGAUAUUUUGGAAUCAUUUAUUCUGAAAGUCGUAAAAAAUGAUUAUGAAGAUUUAGGUUUCAAUAAUUUGCCUUGUAAAAAUUGAUUUUUUAUUCGAGACUUAAUAAAAAUAUUGCAAUUAUAUUAUA